Molecule: messenger RNA, 723 nt
Organism: Stegodyphus dumicola
Lineage: Eukaryota; Metazoa; Arthropoda; Arachnida; Araneae; Eresidae
Product: WD repeat-containing protein 5 homolog
Cellular component (GO): Set1C/COMPASS complex
Molecular function (GO): histone binding
Source: RefSeq, a predicted model, not a curated record
CUUCCUGAAUACACUUUGAAAUUUACACUGAAAGGUCAUAAAAGUGCCAUAUCAUCUGUGAAAUUUAGUCCACAUGGAGAAUGGUUAGCCUCAUGCUCAUAUGAUAAAGCUAUAAAAAUUUGGAGUCCUGAAUCUGGGAAACUAGAAAACAACUUAAAUGGACAUAAGCAGGGCAUAUCUGAUAUUGCUUGGUCUAAGGAUGGUCGACUUUUAGUUAGUGCUUCGGAUGAUAAAACUUUAAAAGUAUGGAAUGUGGAUGAGGCAAAAUGUGUGAAGACGUUAAAAAGACAUAAGAAUUAUGUAUUUUGUACAAGUUUUAAUCCUGAUUCCAGUCUAAUAAUAUCUGGAUCAGAUGAUUUAAGUGUGAUUUUAUGGGACGUUGCAACAGGGAGAUGUGUGCGAGAACUGCUUUCGCAUUCUGAUCGUAUUACAUCUGUUGAUUUUUCUUAUUGUGGAAAAUAUAUGCUUUCCAGUAGUUAUGAUGGUUUAUGCUUCAUAUAUGACACUGCUGGAAACACUGUGCAAACUUUCUCUUGUGGUGAAGGUUCAUCCGUUUCUUUUGCUAAAUUUUCACCAAAUGGAAGAUAUAUUUUAACAGCUACACUUGACAAUACUCUGAAGCUCUGGGAUAUAAGCAAAGAAAAGUCUGUUAAAACAUACAAAGGACAUCGGAAUGAAAUCUUUUCCAUUUUUGCCACUUUUGGUCUUACUGGUGGAAGAAAG